Messenger RNA from Antechinus flavipes (yellow-footed antechinus), 1649 nucleotides. RefSeq names its product snail family transcriptional repressor 3 (gene SNAI3). Gene Ontology annotation, biological process: regulation of DNA-templated transcription. NCBI's taxonomy places the organism in Eukaryota, Metazoa, Chordata, Mammalia, Dasyuromorphia, Dasyuridae. The transcript has 3 exons. Bases 287 to 1153 code for a protein of 288 amino acids. Gene Ontology annotation, molecular function: RNA polymerase II cis-regulatory region sequence-specific DNA binding; DNA-binding transcription factor activity, RNA polymerase II-specific. The record is from RefSeq and is a predicted model, not a curated record.
CGGCCCCGCCCCCUGCACUUGUCCCGGGCCCUGGUUGGCCGGUCGGGCGAGCUAUGUUAAUGAGAGCUGACCCUUAUUGCACCUGACGCGGAGCCCCCAUGCAGCCCUAGAGGGCAGGGAGGCAAGCGAGCCUUUGGGGCUGCGUGACCGUCCCGGGCUCCGGGCAGGACUGGCGGCUCCCCACGGGCAGCGGCCGCUUCGCCCGCAUCCGGGACCUCCCCGCGAUAUCCGCGGGACUCGCCGCACGGCGCCCCGUUCCCCACUCCCCUGCUCAUCCCCAGGGAAGAUGCCUAGAUCCUUCCUAGUGAAAAAGCACUGGAGCAACCGAAUCCCCAACUAUGGGCAACUGGAGUCUCGGAAAGAGAUAAGUGGGUCCUGCUACACCUGUGAGGGGCUGGUCUUCCCUCUCCUCCCCUCGGCGCCCAGUGAUGCUCCCAGCCUGUGGGACCGCAAGUCUGUCAUUGCUUGUAUCUCACUGCCUCUCCCCUUGAGUGGAGAGGGCCGGGAAGCCCCCAGCCCAGGGCCUCUGGAGAUCAGCGUGAUGGACUCCCUGGAGGGCCCCGUCCCCAGCGCGCCCCUCCAGGACAGCCUGAGCCCCUUCAGCCUCUCCCCAUUGCUGGACGGGCCUAAGCGGUGGCCUCUGGAUCCCAGGCCAGAGCCAGACAAGGCUCCGGACAAACUGCUUGGGGACGGCGGUGGGAGCCCUCCCCCGGGCGCCGUGGGCUGCUUCGAGUGCUUUGACUGCCAUAAGACCUACCACACGCUUUCCGGGCUCUCCAAACACCGGCAGCUGCGCUGUGAUCUGCAGGCCUGCCGCUACUUCAGCUGCAAGUAUUGUGACAAGGAGUACGCGAGCCUGGGGGCCCUCAAGAUGCACAUCCGCACCCACACACUGCCCUGCAUCUGCAAGAUCUGCGGCAAGGCCUUCUCCAGGCCUUGGCUCCUCCAGGGCCAUAUCAGGACUCACACAGGUGAGAAGCCAUACGCCUGUUCUCACUGCAGCCGGGCCUUUGCCGACCGCUCCAACCUGCGGGCCCACCUGCAGACCCACUCGGACAUCAAGAAGUACCAGUGUAAGAGCUGCACCAAAACCUUCUCCCGCAUGUCCUUGUUAACGAGACACAAGGAAGCCGGCAGCUGCCCAGCCUCCUGAUGGCCAGAAGUGGCCAGAGAAGCUAGGGGAGGAAGGGACCUGAACUGGGGUACCUGGAGCUAGGGGGUCACUCUUGGAAGUCUGGGAACCUGGCGAGGAACAUCUGUGCCCGGAGGAGAACUGCAAGAACCUGGACUCUUGGCAGGCUCGCUUUCCUUUUCCAUUUUGGAGUUAAUUGAUCCAAGCUUGGACUAGUACAGCUCUCAAAUUGCCUUGGGUCCCUUAUUUAUGCCUCCCACUUUGUUCCAUAUUGAGGCUUUGUUCCUGUCUGGGGGAAGAGUGUGCAAAGCAAAAAGAAGCCAUUUCCUCAAUUAACAGAUUACAGUCCUCCAUUUUAUUCUUCAAGAGUUGGGGCCUUUAGGGGAUUUAGGAAGAAGGAUUGGGCAUGCAACUAAAAAAAGGGUAGAUAAAGAACAAAUUUAAAAAUCCCCAAUUAAGCAACAAAUUGGAAAACCGAAAAUCAAAGGAAAGAUUAAUAAAAUUGAAAGGAAGAAAA